GAAACAGAGUGCAUAAACGGUAUAUAAGGAAUAAUGCUACCGUCGCAAAAAUGGGAGAAUAUGCAGUAGUAAAAUUUUAUGAGGAAGACGUGGUGUCUGAAGUUCCAACUACUUGGAUAUGUGGAGACAAAGAGAGACCCCUGUGUCGGUGGCCCAAAAAUUCAAAAAAUAUUUCUCUAUUAAUAUAAAAAAAAGUACCACCAAAUGGAACAUGGGAAACAUAUGACGUUGAAGUCGAGCAACAAUGUUUGUCCUUAGAUAAAGCGCGCAAGAUGGUAGAAUAUAUAAGUUGCAGUUCAUCAGAUGAAACACAACUUGGAAGAGGGCGGAGACAAAUUAUCCUUAAUGUACAAUCUACUUCAGAAUCAGAGGACGAUCCGCAGGACUAUGUAACGUAUAGUCAACAGAAAGUGGACAUAACUACUAGCCAGGAUAAUAAACAAACGAAUGACAUAGUACUGCUGAAUGAAACAAUUGAUGAAUGCUUUUCCAAGCACACCCGGAUGCUCGCCUCUAUUAAUGUAAACGUAACUAGCAUCAAGAAACGGCUGUCUAAGUUACAGACAAAUGAGAUUAAAACUCUCCAGAACGAUGCGCUCAUCAAAGAUUUUUGACCAAUGAAAUCCGUAGAUAAUAUUAAAACAUUUGAAAAUGUUUUGCAUAAUUCAAAAGAUGAGGCUUCCCAAUUCGCUGCCCUGAUUAGUAACAUUGGGGGAAAUUCGCCCAAAAAUAAUAUUCAGCGAAUAUUGCUACUGAUUUUUGACAAUUCCUGCGCUACUCAAUGUUCCUGGAAAAGAUUGCGCAACAAUUUUGGUGUAUCAAAGCUAAUUGCUAUAAAAAUUAUGAAAGGUGCCACUCCAGAUGGUCUCAUUAGCGACGAUGGGAUCGUAGAGAUCAAGUGCCCGUUCUCCAUCAGAGAUAAGACGUCGGAUGAAGGAAUCGCAGCAAAUGUACCAGCCGUGGCGGGGAUCUUCAACAAAGAUGGAUCCCUGAACAAACGCCGCAAAUUCUAUUACCAGAUCCAAGGGUAG
Cephus cinctus (wheat stem sawfly) is the source of this 1031-nucleotide messenger RNA. RefSeq lists its product as uncharacterized. The coding region runs from base 618 to 1031 and encodes 137 amino acids. The record is from RefSeq and is a predicted model, not a curated record. Lineage: Eukaryota; Metazoa; Arthropoda; Insecta; Hymenoptera; Cephidae. The transcript is spliced from 7 exons.